AUGGACUUUAAUUAUAUAAAUACACAUCUUGCUUUAAAGGUACCGCAAGAUUCUAAAAUAUUUCAAGCAGAGAUAGAAAAAGUUAAGCUCAGGUUACCAACAACCAUAAAGGAAAUUGAUGAUAUUCUCCGAUUCAUUUACGGCAAAAAUGAGAUUAUAAUUGAAACUGAAACUUUAUUAGAAAAGAGAGAUAGAUUAGCCAAUUUAAUAGCGAAAAACCCCACAUAUUAUGAUCAAUAUAUGGAAGCAGCAAGAGCUUCUGAAGAACCAAACAAUAAUGAUCACCACGAAAAGGAAGAGGAAGAAUUUUACACACCCGCGCCCAUAGAGUUAAUUAAUGCUAGGAAAUCAUUUAUCAGUGGAUCAAUUAACAAAAAAAUAGAGUAUUUAAUGAAUCUAAAAAAAUACGUUGAAAAUAUUAAUUCACCAGAGAGGCAAAUUUCAAUGAGAUAUAAUAUAUUAGAUAAAAUUAAAACAAACCUAGAAAUUUCAGCGUCUUAUGUGGUUUCUACAAGACCGAUAUCGAAUGUUAAAAUAUUUGGUGAAAAUAAUGACAAGGUUGCAAUAUCUAGUUGGGCAGGGGAAGUGAAAAUUGGUUCUAUAUUAGAUGGUGAAUAUAAAGAAUUAGCAAGGUUUGAACAUGAUGGUAAAAUUAGCGGGUUGGAUGUCAGUUCUAAAUUGGUAGCAAGUGGCUCCACAGAUGGUUUACUUAAAAUUUGGGAUUAUAAUAGUCUGGACUUAGCAACAACUUUAAGGGGCCACAAUGGAAGGGUAACAAAAACAAUAUUUCAUCCAAACAAUGAGAGGUAUGUUGUAAGUUCCUCCCAUGACAAAACCUGGAGGUUAUGGGAUGUCUCAACUACUAAAGAGCUUCAAAUGCAGGAAGGUCAUUUUUCUGAAAUUUCCGAUUGUUCCAUAAAUAAAUUUGGUUCAUUAGUUUUUAGUGGAGCAUUGGAUGGCGUUGGUUUGGUAUGGGAUAUAAGAUGCGGCACAAACAUUGCAUCCAUAGAACAUCCAAAGCCUAUCUAUUGUAGUGAUUGGUAUUCAACAAAUAAUCUUGUGACUGGUGGUGGUGAUGGCAUGAUCAAAGUUUGGGAUCUAAGAAAGUUGGAAGUACCAUCAAAAAAUAUACCUGCGCAUAACAAUAUUGUUACAGAUUUGAAAAUUUGUCGAGAUGAAAGUGUUAUGUUUUCUACUUCAUAUGACAAAAUGGUCAAUUGUUAUAAUUGUGGCAACUGGCUGAAGAGUAGCAGUUUAGAGGGACAUGUCGAUAAAAUAUUGUGCUUAGAUAUCAGCGGCACAAACAAAAUUAUAACCGGCGGUUGGGAUAGAUCAAUAAAGUUAUGGGAUUAUUUUAAGAAAAUUUAA
Molecule: messenger RNA, 1368 nt
Organism: Saccharomycodes ludwigii
Lineage: Eukaryota; Fungi; Ascomycota; Saccharomycetes; Saccharomycodales; Saccharomycodaceae
Gene: PRP4
Product: U4/U6-U5 snRNP complex subunit PRP4
Exons: 1
Coding region: 1-1368 (455 amino acids)
Biological process (GO): mRNA splicing, via spliceosome
Cellular component (GO): U4/U6 x U5 tri-snRNP complex
Molecular function (GO): U6 snRNA binding; U4 snRNA binding; protein binding
Source: RefSeq, a predicted model, not a curated record